CGUUUUUACUGUCACUGUCACUAUUCUAGAAGUCAAGUUAAAUUCGUCACUGUUUAGAUUGUUAACGUCACGUCAAUAUAAUUUUUGUAAUUCAUAAUUCAUUUUAUUCAUUUCAGAAACCUACUCAACUAAAUUUUGUGUUACAGAAUAAACACUUGCAAUGUCGUUGAAUACGGCCCAUUUAAAUGGAGGUGUCCUAAUCCACAAUGGAGAACAAAUAUUAUUGUUCUCGGAAAACGUAAAUAUUGAAUGGUCUGGACAGCAAAUUAGUGCAUUUCAAGGCACUAAAAAAGGAAGCAUUUAUCUUACCACACAUCGAGUUAUAUUCAAUAACCAGUCUUCUUCUGAUGAAAUGCAAAGUUUCAGUUUUCCCUUCAUCACUCUCAGUGAUGUGGAUAUAGAACAACCAGUUUUUGGAGCUAAUUACAUUAAAGGGAAAGUUCGUGCACAACCUAAUGGCAAUUGGGUUGGGGAAGCCAAGUUCAAGAUUACCUUUAAGCACGGUGGGGCCAUUGAAUUCGGACAGUCUAUGUUGAGGGCUGCACAUUUGGCAUCUAGAGGCGGAAUGCAACCUCCACCACCAUAUGUACCUCCUCAGACACAAUGGUAUGCUGCUCCACCACCAGCUUACGCACCCCCUCCGCAAGGAUAUUAUGGAUGGUCACCACCUACCAAUGUUUUUCCUCAACAACCGCCAUCUAAUGGUGUUUUCAUGACAGAUGCUCCUCCACCAUACCCAGGAAUUGUUCCUGGAUAUCAACAGAAUGGUUAUGGUCCACCACAAGGUCAGCAGGGUCCACCAGGCUACCCUGGUCCUGGAUAUCCUCAAGGUCCUUCUGGCCCACAAGGAGCUGCAGGUGGUUUCCAGCAGUCGUUUGGAAGUUCUGCUGAUGCCAAGGCUGCUGAAGCUGCUCAGUCUGCUUAUUAUGACCCUAAUAAACCACAAAUGGCAUAUAUUCCUCCGCCAGCUUAUUAUGAAAAUCCACCCAGCUACAAUCAGGCUACUGACAAAAAAACACAGUAGGAAUGGAACUAAUGUGACAGUACCAGUUAAUGUUUUGUAUUAUAUUGUAUAGCUCUUGCUAACUAUCGUAUCAUCUGGUUUAAACAUUCCUUCUAAUUUGAUGCUGGCAAUAUUUUUAAUCUGGGGAUGAAAGGUUUCUUGGAGCUCUAUAUGCAUUAUUCAACAACCUUUGUGGUUUAAUUUUUUGUAUUUGAAUUGAAAUGUUUCUAGUUUUUUGCAGACGCAAGUAAAAGUAUCACUUUGUUUCAUCCAUUCUUAAUCAUGAAAAUUUAUAAAAAAUGAAUAUGUUGUCUAAAUAGAAGAAUCAACAAAUGUUUAUGCAGGUCAUUUAGGCAGCAUAAGUAUUUUCCUAGGAUUGAAUAAAAAGCUACCCAUAUUAGUAUUUGCAAACGAACCACAAUUUGCUCCAAUAUUGUUAUAUAUCUUAUUAUUUAAAAAAUAUGUAUCUGAGGUGAUAUUAUUAAAAUGCAAACAUACACCAGAUAGUCAACUUUCUAGAGCUGUAUUUAUAAAAGCAAGGUAAAUGUAGCUUGUGGCCACUCAUUUCCAAUUAUGCUCAUAAAUCACCCCACUAGAGCCUUCAUUCCACACCAAAUACUACCUGUCAAACAAGAUGUGUUGGGUUGGCCAUGUUUAAUCAUAAGUAUUAUAAAAAAAAUUAUAUUCAUGUAUAUAUUUGUUAGCUAUUGUAUUAACACUAUUGAAUUAAUCGAGAUAUUUGAAUAAAAUCACAAAAUCUU
Molecule: messenger RNA, 1764 nt
Organism: Leptinotarsa decemlineata (Colorado potato beetle)
Lineage: Eukaryota; Metazoa; Arthropoda; Insecta; Coleoptera; Chrysomelidae
Gene: Wbp2
Product: WW domain binding protein 2
Biological process (GO): positive regulation of DNA-templated transcription
Cellular component (GO): nucleus
Molecular function (GO): chromatin DNA binding; transcription coactivator activity
Source: RefSeq, a predicted model, not a curated record